CAGGGUUUUGGAAAGCCCAAUGUUUAUCAUGCUACCAUUGUAAUCUUUCUAGAGUUUUUUGCUUGGGGGCUGCUUACAUCACCUAUGUUAACAGUAAGUCCAAAUAUUUUCGAUUUUUAAACAAAUUAAAUCAAUCAUCAGUUGAAAUCCUUAAUCCUUAUAAUUGAUUAGGGAAAAUGUUUAACUGAUUAUCAUGCAAAAAAAUGUAAAAAUUAUCCGACAGUGGACUUCCACCUUUUGUAAAAGUCACCAAACUGAGGCAAACUCCUUGUUUUCAUUUUUAUCCAGGUUUUACACACCACAUUCGAAGAACACACUUUUCUAAUGAAUGGUUUAAUACAAGGAGUGAAGGUAAGAUAUUUCCUUAAUUCCAUUAUAUAACAUCUAUAUAUAUCUGAAAGGUCUCCUUAUUUUUCUUGCAUGAAAAAGUUGUUCUUUUCUUCUUAAGACUAAUAAGUUGUUGUCACUUUUUUUUUUCAGGGUCUUUUGUCCUUUCUUAGUGCACCUUUGAUUGGUGCUCUCUCAGAUGUGUGGGGGCGUAAAUCCUUCCUUCUUGUAACUGUUUUCUUUACAUGUAUUCCCAUUCCACUUCUUAGAUUCAACCCAUGGUAA
Porites evermanni is the source of this 612-nucleotide messenger RNA. NCBI's taxonomy places the organism in Eukaryota, Metazoa, Cnidaria, Anthozoa, Scleractinia, Poritidae. The record is from the annotation of a GenBank genome assembly.